UAUGCCAGACUGGUGAUGAUGCCCUUAGAAGUGAUGUCUCUAUAGAUUCUGGUAGUAGAGGAGUUGAAUUCUUUAGUCAGCCGGUGAAGUUUGUAGAAUCUAAAACUAAUGGUUCUGCUUUUGUUUGUUAUAGCAAAAAAAUAGUCACUGUGGGAGCUGAAUCCCUAUCAUCUCUUGAAGUUGAUACCAAACAGACAAAGGGGGUAGCUGCUGUAGCAACCACAUUAGGAGAUUGUGAACAGCAUUGUAUUGAUUCAGAUCAGUAUAUAUUGAAAUGUGAUGGUAGCCAUGACAACAGUUUUAGUGACAAGAGUACAGUAGCUGAACACAAGCCUGAUCAUGAUCAGUCCCAGCUUAUUGCCAACAAUAGUUUUGGAGAUAGUGAUAUUCAAAGUGAAGUCAUCGUACAAAACAGCAGAUCAUCCGGCAUGAAUUCUACCACUGAAGACGUGAAACUCAAAUCUGAAAUUGGUCAUGGUGAUACUUUAGGUGGUAAUAAAAAGGAGACACUGGACCCUGAUUUGUCUCCAAUGACACCUCUUAAUGUUAAUUCUUCACCUAUUUCUGAAACCAGUUAUGAUAAUAAAACUCAGGCCAAAAUAUUACCAGAAAUAAAAUCCACUGAGAAAAAACAUUGUAAAUUUAUUCCGGUAGACACUUUAAGUGACUUAUUAAAUGAAGAAAAGCAAAUGAUUGCAGGUGCAGUAUUACCUGAAACUAAUCUCCAGGAGAGAUGUAUAUGUACAUCUGAGAUUGAUGCUCAUACUGCUGACAAAAACCCCUACAAUACUACAACUCCAACACUGAUAACAAAACAAGAAAACCAAGAACUUUCAGCUGAAAUGGUUGUCGCUGAGUAUAACAAUGAGGCACUAGAUCAUAAAUUAUCCUAUGCAAUGCCUACUGAAAAUUCAUCUAAAUUUGAUGACUGCUUUUCUGUUAGCAUCACUAGGACAGAAAAGAAUUUACCUGUUGGUAAAGUAUCUGAAAUGGAAAUAGCUCACAGAAACACUGAACUGACAAUUCUCCAAGAAAAGCAAAGUCCUGUGGUUCCAGAAAUGGAAGAUAGCAUUGCAGAUGUUCAUUCUUUUCAUGAGCAACAAGAUCAAGACUUGAGUGAUGAAAAACCACUUGAAGAGAUGUUCAUUAGACGACAGCAGUCAGAUAUCUCAGACACCAGCACUGAUAAGCCAGUGUUAGAGACUUUGACCUUCAGUGCAAGCAAACUGACACAAAAUGCAGAUGGUGAAGAAGCAAAAUUGGAGGCUGACAUGGAAAUGUGCUUGUGCCCUUUGUGUGACCGUGCAUAUACUUCAGACAAUAAAGAUGUUCUUGCCCAUCUGGUGCUCAUGCACAAGUUUGUCAUUGCUGAUGUCAAUUACAUUGCCAGUUUGCCAUCAUAUCUGAGAUAUUGGAAGGUACGAUUUAAUGAAAAACCAAUUUCAGAAUUCUGCUCCAAAAUUGUUACAAAUACUGGGGCUAAAGAUCAAGCACCCAGAGAAGAGUUUUACCUUUUGUGUGAUGCUUUACCUGAAGACAAGAGCAUCAGAGAGCACUUACAGAAGAAGAAAUUGGAGUCUGUUUUGGCUCAGCAGCAGAAAGAACGAGAAGAGACUAAAUUUUGCAGGCAAUGUCUGUUUUGUAAACAGACAUUCUGUGGGAACAGGGCUGUCCUGUUUGAUCACUUGCUGAGGGAUCACACUUUUCAUGUGGGCCAGCCAGAUAACUUGGUUUAUACCGAUGAAUUAUUUGACCUCAUCCAGUCAAAACUUGACAAUCAGUUGUGCCUUUUUUGUGAGAAAUCUUUUAAGGACAAGGCAAGCCUGCGAGAACAUAUGAGAAAGAAACAGCACCGUAAAAUCAAUCCCAAGAACAAAGAAUAUGAUCGAUUUUACAUUGUUAACUACAUGGAAAUGGGUAAAAACUGGGAGAGUCUACAAUCGGAAGACAACCGUCUCAUCAAAUCAAGUGAAAAAGACACUGAUGAAGAAGAAGAGUGGUCAGGCUGGAAUGAGGAGUCAGAUUCAAAAGUUGUUUGUCUGUUCUGUGACUCAUCAUGUGUUGUGCAAACUGAUCUACAGCUGCACAUGAAGGAAAAACACAGCUUUGAUCUACAAGAAGUCAACAACAGACUACAGCUGAACUUCUACCAGAAAGUGAAGCUCAUCAACUACAUCCGUAGACAGGUUUACCACAGAACAUGCUAUGGUUGCCAGCAAGUGUUUGAAAAUAAAGAAAAGCUGCAUUGUCAUUUUGAUGAAUUCUCAGAUCACAUCAAGAAAAUACCUGACUCUGAAGCAUGGGACCAGCCACAGUACUUUUUUCCAACAUAUGAGGAUGACUGUCUUCUGUGCCAGCUGGAUGAUGAUGAUGAAGGUGCGGCAGGUGAUGCACUGGGAGUACUGGUCAUUGCUGAGACCAUCCCAGUGACUGAUACUAUACUGAAGGACCAGAAGUUAUGCCAUGAUCUUCUCAAGCCAUAA
Molecule: messenger RNA, 2483 nt
Organism: Candidula unifasciata
Lineage: Eukaryota; Metazoa; Mollusca; Gastropoda; Stylommatophora; Geomitridae
Source: the annotation of a GenBank genome assembly